AUUCUCACUCAAAACUCAAACUCAACAAAAAAAAAAACAGAGCAUCAUCAAAAAAAAAAAAAAAACAGAGAUUUGUUGUUGUUUUCAUCUUCAAAUUGUGAAAAGGGAAAUCAGAAAAUUUGUCCGAGUUAUAAUAUUUUGAAAUAGUUAUCUCGAACAUCUCCAAAAUUUCUCUGCGUCUGAAAGUAGUUGCAGAAGAAGAGAGAUGUCAGCAGGUUGGAUUGACAACGCCAGCUGCCAUCAACAACAACAAGAAGAAGAAGAAACCCCUUAUAAAAUGAUAAUGAGUGAAGAUCAUCCUCCCAAAAAGCCAGUCCAAAAACAGGGCAUUGUUUCUGUACUUUGCUCUGAUUUUGAGUCUAACAAAAUAUUACCCCAAAAUUCUAUUAGAAGAACUCUUUCAGCUGCUGACAUGUCCUCCCAGAAAUGUCUGACUCUCAGCUCAUCUGCUUCUCUCAAGAGGGUUCAUUCCUCUCUCCAUUUGCAACCCUUAGGGGAACACCACAAUGAUCACAACAACAACAACAACAACAACAACAACAACAACAACAACAACAACAACAACAACAACAAGGCUGGUCAGGCAUUUGAGGAAAUUUGGAGCUCUAUCCAAGCUGACAAGAAGAGUUGGGGUUCUAUUCUCACUCCUUCCAAAACUACUGACAGUUCCGGUUCCGAGUCGGCCCAGCUUCCUCCACCAUACGUUCACCCUUUGGCGAAGCGUACGGCGAGCUCCCUCAGUGAGAAGAGCCUUGAGAUUUGUACUGAGAGUCUUGGGUCGGAGACCGGGUCUGACGGGUUCUCCUACCCGGGGUCCGAGCCGGAGGAGGAGGAAGAAGUGCAAGAACAAGUGCAAGUGCAGGAACAAGUAGAGGUAGAGGUAGAGGUCGAGGUCGAGGUCGAGGUCGAGGUGGAGGUCGAAGUGAGUAACUACAAGUGCAACAACAACUUGAGGAGUGGUCCCACUCUUAGUACUAAGAGGUCAAUGAUGGUCCCUUGUGCAAGGCCGUCAUUCCCUCCUCCUCUUCCUUCAUUGGCUUACCGAGAUGAUGGGUCCAACCUUCACAUCCGGUCCCACCGUCAAGACGGCCGCCUUGUCGUCGAAGCUGUUUCCGUACCAUCAGUGAACUGCUUCCGUGCCCAACGACAAGACGGCCGCCUGCUUCUCACUCUCAGUAAUGGUGAUCAACCACAACAACAGGAGGAACAACAAGAUGAGAUGUUCAAUGAUGAGGAUGCUGUUAUCGAAGAUGAUGAUAAUGAAAAAGAAGAAGAAGAAGAAGAAAAAGAAAAAGAAAAAGAAAAGGUGUUGGGUAUAGCAAAGGGAGUAAUAAAUGUGCAAAGGUCAUUGACAAUGAGCAAGCUUAUGGAGUUAACCAACACCCGUAACAAGUCCACAUGGCCUCGAAACUACAACACAAGAAUCAUCAAGACUCUGAAUGACAAUGAGGAAGAGGUAAGGAUGACACAAUCAGUCCCACAUCACACAAGGGUAAGCACAGCUACAGCUACUGCUACUGCUACUGCUGCUGCAGUGGCCCUGAACGCAUAUGAAUACUACUGGCGACGGAACAACAGCCCCGCAGUAGCAAUGCUGAAUCCACUAGUUGGACAAAAGAAUAAUAAAAUAACAACUAGGCAGCAAGUGGAAAAAGAUACUGGUAGCAAAGGGAAUAACAACUACAAGUUGUUUUAUAAUAAUACAAAGGAACAAGAGGUGAUACUAGUGAAAGCUGCUAGAACAAUAAUAGGAGAAGAAGAACAAGGACCAAAGGCAGAGUAUCUUGUUCCCAUUAUGCUUAGAGCCUGUAAAGAACCCAAGAGGUCACUCUUGUUCUGGGAGCCUUACUGCAUUGCUACCUCCUAAACCCAACCCAACCCACCCCACCCUUACUUUAUCCUCCUUCAAUAUUCCACCAUUUUCACUAAUCACCUUAAUUAACUCCAUCAUCAUCAAGUUAAUCACUUAAUCUUAGCUCAAUUCUCAUUAAUUGUCAUCCUCUUUUUAUUGCCAUUUUAGGAUUUUUAAUUAGAUAUCUUACUAUGUAGUCGUUCAAUAAUAUUGCGAAAAGAAUUGUGUAAAGGAGGGAGAACUGGUUUUUGCA
This is a messenger RNA of Spinacia oleracea (spinach), 2105 nucleotides long. Its product is annotated as protein FAF-like, chloroplastic. The transcript has 2 exons. The coding region runs from base 206 to 1867 and encodes 553 amino acids. The record is from RefSeq and is a predicted model, not a curated record. Lineage: Eukaryota; Viridiplantae; Streptophyta; Magnoliopsida; Caryophyllales; Amaranthaceae.